Molecule: messenger RNA, 2832 nt
Organism: Durusdinium trenchii
Lineage: Eukaryota; Dinophyceae; Suessiales; Symbiodiniaceae
Source: the annotation of a GenBank genome assembly
AUGAAAAACUUAUUGGGUGGCAAGGGUGCGAAUCUUGCCGAAAUGGCCUCCAUUGGCUUGCCUGUGCCACCUGGGUUCACCCUCACCACAGAGGUAUGCACUCAUUUCUACCAGAACGAUUGCAAUUACCCCAAGGAGCUCACCCAGCAGGUGGAGGAGGCAUUGGCCUUGGUCCAAACGCGGACCGGCCGUGUUUUUGGCGACUCCACCAACCCACUUCUGGUCUCAAUCCGCUCCGGUGCGCGAGCAUCCAUGCCAGGAAUGAUGGAUACCGUGCUUAACUUGGGCUUGAACGACCAGACUGUGGAAGCUUUGGCAAAGAAGUCGGGUGACCGGCGCUUUGCCUUUGACAGCUACAGGCGCUUUGUGCAGAUGUACUCUGAUGUUGUCCUGGGCAUUGAAAUCAACCACUUCGAAAAGCACCUGGAACGGGCAAAGGAAAAGCGCGGCGUGAAGCAGGACUGCGAGCUGCUUCCAGAAGACUUAGAAAAAUUGGUGAAGUCAUACAAAGCCGUGGUGCAGCUGGAGCUUGGCGAGGAAUUCCCGGAAGAUCCAAACGCACAGCUUUGGGGAGCCAUUGGUGCUGUAUUUAAUUCCUGGAUGAACCAGCGAGCCAAGACCUACAGGCAGCUGCACGAUAUCCCUGAGUGGUGGGGCACUGCUGUGAAUGUUCAGGCCAUGGUCUUUGGCAACAUGGGCAAUGAUUGCGCAACAGGCGUAGCCUUCACUCGCGAUCCAUCCACUGGAACAAACGAAUUCUAUGGUGAGUUCUUGGUCAACGCGCAAAGAGAGGAUGUUGUGGCCGGAAUCCGUACACCGCAAGAGCUUACCAUCAAAGCACGUAAGUCCCACGGUUCAGAGUUGCCAUCAUUGGAAGAAGUGAUGCCCAGCAUCUUCAAGGAGUUGCUAUCAGUUCGAAGCCAGUUGGAGGCACACUACAAGGACAUGCAGGACAUAGAAUUCACCAUUCAGCAAGGCAAGCUUUACAUGUUGCAAACGCGCAAUGGAAAGCGCACUGCCCCCGCUGCCCUGCAGAUUGCCGUUGAUAUGGCCAAAGAGGGUUUGAUCUCCAAAUCGCAGGCACUUAUGAGUUUGAAACCAGACUUGAUUGACCAGCUGCUGCACCCAACACUUGACCCCAAAGCGAAGAAGGAGGUCAUUGCCAAGGGCCUUCCAGCUUCCCCCGGUGCUGCUGGUGGCAAGGUUGUAUUCUCUGCUGAUGAAGCUGUGCGAAGGUCCAAGGACGGGGACAAGGUCAUCCUGGUUCGCAUUGAGACAAGUCCUGAUGACAUCCAUGGUUUGCACGCUGCAGAGGGAGUCCUCACCACCAGAGGUGGCAUGACGAGCCAUGCCGCCGUUGUUGCUCGCGGAAUGGGCCGACCAUGUGUGGCGGGUGCUGGUGGAAUCACGGUGGACUACACUGCUGCCAAGCUCACGGUGGGUUCCGUGACUGUUUCUGAAGGGCAGAUCCUCACCAUCGACGGAAGCACUGGCGAGGUCAUGGUCGGUGAAGUUCCAACUGUGCCACCCCAACUCUCAGGAUCCUUUGGAAUCAUCAUGGAAUGGGCAGAUGAAGCGCGCGACAUGAAAGUCCGGGCAAAUGCGGAGACCCCUGCUGAUGCGCGCCAAGCCAAGGAGUUCGGCGCGGAGGGCAUUGGUCUUGUUCGUACUGAGCACAUGUUCUUUGAAGGGCAGCGCAUUGUGGCAAUGAGGCAGAUGAUUCUGGCAACAGACGAGAACGAUCGACGACAGGCCUUGGAGAAGCUGCUGGUCAUGCAGAGGGAAGACAUCACUGAGUUGUUCAAGAUCAUGGAUGGAAUGCCAGUCACCGUGCGCUUGCUGGAUCCUCCUUUGCAUGAAUUCAUCCCUCACACCGAAGCAGAAAUGGCUUCAGUGGCCAAAGCAGCAGGUGUUCCUUUGGACCGUGUGCGUAGACGCGCAGCAGAGCUCCAAGAAGCCAACCCGAUGCUUGGUCAUCGUGGUUGCCGAUUGGCGAUCACCUACCCAGAGAUUUGCGAGAUGCAGGCCCGGGCCAUUUUUGAAGCAGCCGCAGAAGUUGGUCGAACCUCCAAAAAGCUGCCAGUAGCGGAGGUGAUGGUGCCCCUAGUCGCAACAACCGAAGAGCUCAAGUUGCUGAAGGGAGUCAUUGAGAAGACGGCUGAUGCAGUUAAGAAGGAGCAGGGCAUUACCUUCACUUACAAGGUAGGCACAAUGAUUGAGCUGCCUCGUGCAGCGUUGCAGGCCGGAAAGUUGGCAGAAAUGGCAGAGUUCUUCAGCUUCGGCACAAACGACUUGACACAGACCACCUAUGGAUUGAGCCGUGAUGAUGCAGGAUCCUUCUUGCCAGAGUACAAGGCCAAGGGCAUUGUGGAGCAAGAUCCCUUUGUUAGCCUUGAUCCAGACGGUGUCGGAGAGCUCAUCACCAUGGCAGUUCAGCGCGGUCGCAGCACCAGGCCUGACAUGAAGAUGGGCAUUUGUGGCGAGCACGGUGGUGAUCCUGCCUCUAUUGAGAUCUGUGAACGAAUUGGCCUGGACUACGUGAGCUGCUCCCCAUUCCGUGUGCCAGUGGCCAGGCUUGCUGCCGCUCAAUCUGCUCUGAAAACUCAGGGAGAGAAGGCAAAGCAGAGUUCGACAAAGGCCACCAAGCCCCGGGUACAAAACUUUGGGCCAUGGUGAGCUUCAAAGGUUUAUGCAAUUUCCAUGCAAGAAGAAUCUUAGCAGUUGUACAGAUCAAAGGUUUUGCCAGAGGCAUUCAAAAGCCUUGCAGGGCUUGUGAGCACACUAGCAACUUGCGAUAGCACAUCCAAUUGUAUACCACCAUAUGCACCGAGC